Messenger RNA from Trematosphaeria pertusa, 1119 nucleotides. RefSeq lists its product as uncharacterized. Lineage: Eukaryota; Fungi; Ascomycota; Dothideomycetes; Pleosporales; Trematosphaeriaceae. The record is from RefSeq and is a predicted model, not a curated record. Bases 1 to 1119 code for a protein of 372 amino acids. The transcript has a single exon.
AUGCGUCCUGUAAGUAUGGCAGUGGCCAAAGCCGCCCACGAGAAAGAAUACCUCAUUAACUAUCCCCAAGCUCUAAUCUCACUAACAGAUUUCGAGCGCGACUUCGCCGGGCAACGUAUCUUCACACGCUCCCUCCUCGAGCAAGCCGCCUCUGACGUCGAUCAAGCGCGCCGGGAUGAAGACACACCCAUCGUCGUGGAAGGCGUACGAGGCGACUUCUAUGAAAUCUGGCCGUACGGCGGCGUUAGCAGCUAUGGGGCUCACUUGGCGUGGAAGAAGUAUAGCGACUUUGCACUCGCUCAACCGACUGCGUACCUUAUCGUCCCGAACCUCAACAUUGGGAGUGUGACGCAGACUGAUACGCUGGGGCCUGGGGAGAACGCCGCCUGGAGCCGGGCGAAGCGGACGCGGGAGCCGCGUGAGAUGGGGAGGAUUAGGCAGAUGGAGCAAGAGUGGCUGGCAAGCGCGCAGUGGGCACAGAUGAAGAAGAGCCUGGCUGCUCUGGCGGGGAAGGCGCAGGUCAAGAACAUCGUCUGCAUAGCGAUGGGCCCUAUGUUCAGCUUCGAUUAUUCGAAGACGAAUGGGACGGGGGACACGUUCUGCCGCGAACGCGCCCAUCAGCACCUCCUCGCAGGCUGCAUUGCGCGCUUUCUGCGCUCGCAGUACGCUGCGAAGGAUCCUAACGCUCCUGCCAUCGACGUCUACGCUUACGACCCCGACUACACCCCCAAGGACAUGGUUGCAUUCGAGCACUUUCCCCUUCCUAUCACUAUGCUUUCGGACCCGCACCACUACCUCGCCAUCACGCCGCACACGCUCGUCAUUAGUGCUAGCUGUCCCGCCUUUGUCCCCAAUCACGAGAUCAUCGCCGAUUUGUUGUAUCCCAGCGGGCCGGCGGCGAUCCUGAGCAAUGAGGUGUGGGCCCACCCCUGGCAUAAAGAGGAAAAGGUGGCGCUGUUGGAUGUGUGGACGCCGCGCGUGGGGAAGAUGAUGGAGAUGUAUGAGCAAGAGGAUAUGGAGCGGCUGGGGUGGGACGACAUAGAACUCGGAUACGGUGAUACAAAGCAUCCGUGGGCCUGGUUGAACCCGAUGGUCCUAUAUUCGCGCGAUGAUGCAUGA